GCGUGGGGUCAAACUGGACGGCAUAGGUGACUUGGCAACCUGAGACAAAAUGGGGGCUGGGGAAGGAGAAGAGAGGUACUCUCUUCAACGCCACAAUUAGUAACGAUGACCUCUUGGGUGUUGAGGUGGUUUCCUAGGAAAGCCCGUUCCUUGGUUACAUCAUCAAAGAACCACCGGGUUGAGGAUUGUUGUCAGCACCAUGAGGCCUAUGGGCACUUCUUACCCAUCCAGAUGAGGUGGCAGGACAAUGACCAGUACGGCCACGUGAACAAUGCCGUGCACUACAGCUACUUCGACACUGCUGUCAACCACUACCUCGUCAGGUACUGUGGCCUGAAAACCAGCUUGCUGAUGUCCCCCAUGGUGGAGUUCAUAGUGACCAGUCAGUGCACCUACCACACACCCAUCAGCUUUCCUGAGAUCCCCGUGGCUGCUUUGGCUGUGGAGAAAAUGGACCACUCCAGCAUGCAUUACCGGCCUGCUCUGUUUCCACCUAAGCCCGCCAAGGAGCCGCCUUCAGUAGAUCACCAUGACCUCCGUGAUGGCUUUUUCUUUGGCCCUCCCAAGCUGGCACAGUUUGAUGCUUUGGCCUGUGCCACCGGGUCUUCAGUUCAUGUCUCUGUGAAUCCAGCCACUGACAAGCCAGUGGGCCUUCCAGAAGACUUCAGGGUGGCCCUCCUAAGGCUGAUGAGCCCAGCUUCCGUGUGAGUCACAUAUAUUGUACUUGGAG
Messenger RNA from Lemur catta (Ring-tailed lemur), 730 nucleotides. RefSeq lists its product as uncharacterized. Lineage: Eukaryota; Metazoa; Chordata; Mammalia; Primates; Lemuridae. Gene Ontology annotation, cellular component: mitochondrion. Bases 106 to 708 code for a protein of 200 amino acids. The record is from RefSeq and is a predicted model, not a curated record. Gene Ontology annotation, molecular function: fatty acyl-CoA hydrolase activity. The transcript has 3 exons.